AUGGCUGAAAAACAAAAAGGAAAAGUUUUUCUAAGACCAUCAAAGACCGUAGCAAACUUUGAUGAUACACCCUUAUGGAAUCAUGUGAAAGUUAUUCAACUUGCUGCUGGUGGUGGUGGAAAUAGGACUUGGUUGUGCAACUAUUGCAACAAAAAGGUUACUGGAUCAUAUUAUAAAGUCAAAGGACAUCUUUUAAAGCUUUCAAAUCAUGGGGUUGAAGCUUGCAAACAAAUAAGUAGUGAUGUAUACGCGGUUUUAAAAUUGGAGCAUGAGCAAGCUGAAAGUAAAAAAUUAUCCAUCCAAGUAAAUGCUAGAAAAAAAUCAGAUUACAUUUCACUACCAGAAGGUUCUGAUUUAGCACAACAGAAAAAAAAAAGGAAAGGUGCAGAAGGUGGAGGUAUUGAAAAAGCUUUCAACCUUCAUCAAAGAAAUACGGCGGACAAAUUGGCAGCCCGUAUGUUCUAUGCAUCAGGUUUAUCAUUCAAUCUAGCAAAUUCUCCAUACUUCAAAAAGUAUUCAAAGUUUCUAGCAGAUAAUCCUUUAGCUGGUUAUACUCCUCCAACGUAUAAUAGGCUUAGAACGAGUCUUUUAUCUCAAGAAAAGAUGAACAUUAUGACAAAAUUGCAGCCAAUUAAAGAUUCAUGGAAAAAGAAAGGGUUGUCAAUUUGUUCCGAUGGAUGGUCGGAUGUUAAGAGACGACCAUUGAUAAAUAUAAUGGCGGCAUCUAGCGGGGGACCAAUAUUUUUAAAUUCCAUUAAUUCAAGUGGAAUUGUGAAGGAUGGUGACUAUGUUGCUAAUCUAUUUGUUAAAGCAAUAGAAGGAGUUGGUUCGGAGAAUGUUGUUCAAGUUAUAACAGAUAAUGCAAGUAAUAUGAAACUUGCCGGUAGUAUCGUAGAGCAAUCUUUUCCUCACAUCUUUUGGACACCAUGUGUAGUUCAUUGUUUAAAUCUAGCAUUGAAAAGCAUGUGUCAACCUUCGGAAAAAUCAACUCACUAUAAAAAUUGCAAGUGGAUGGUAGAGUUGAUUAGUCAAAUGAACAAUCUGAAAAAUUUCGUGGUGAAUCAUGACAUCGCUCAUUCUAUCUUUAAAAAAUAUUCGGAUUUAUGUAUGUUGAGAGUUGCUGAGACAAGGUUUGCUUCACAUAUUAUCAUGGCUGAUCGUUUUCAAAAAGUGAAGAAGUUUUUAGAGCAAAUGGUGAUGGACGACGAAUGGAAGCACUACAAGGGAGAUAAGGUAAUUGAAGCCAAAACACGUGACAUUAAAUCUCUUAUAAUGAAAGAUGAAUGGUGGGAUAAAGUUGACUUCUUUUUAGAAUUUACGAAACCAAUUUUAUCUAUGCUUAGAAAUGCCGAUCUUGAUUGUCCAAGUUUACACCUUAUAUAUGAUAUGUGGGACACAAUGACCGAGAAAGUGAAGAAAAUUAUUUUUGAGCAUGAGGGGAAAGAUCUCCUUACCGGUCAAUCGGAUUUCUUUGAUACAAUUCACGGAAUUCUUGAGGCUAGAUGGAAUAAAAGCAAUACCCCAUUGCAUUGCAUGGCACAUUCUUUGGUUCCAAAGUACUAUCAUGAAACAUGGCUCAAAGGUGAAAAUGGGAUUCGAAGAUUUCCACCGAAUGAAGAUAGUGAGAUUUCUUUCAAUAGGGUAGAGUGCUUCCGGAGAUAUUUUAGAAAUUCAAAUGAGUUCAAAAAAGUUUCUCUAGAAUAUGGAGCCUUUUGUAGCGGUAGUGGUUAUUUUGGUGAGCCUCAUGUUAUUGAAGCUAUGAUGUAUGAGGAACCUCUUUCUUGGUGGGCGAAUCACGGCGUUUCGGCUCCUCUUUUGCAAAAGUUGGCUUUCAAAUUGCUUUCACAACCGGCUUCUUCCUCUUGUUGUGAAAGAAAUUGGAGCACUUAUUCUAUGAUUCACAAUAUCAAGAGAAAUAAGUUAACAACUACAAGAGCUGAAGAUUUGGUGUUUGUACAUUAUAACAUAUGUUUGCUCUCUCGCAAGAAAGAAAAAUAUACGAGUGGUCCAAGCAAGUUUUGGGAUUUGGGUGGAGAUCAUGUCGAUAUUGAUAUUGAUGAGACUUCUAAUAGUUUACUUGAGCUAUCGAUGAAUGAACCACAAUUAGAAGGGGUGAUAUUUGGAGAGGAAUUUGAAGACUUGGAGGAAGUUGAAGACAUGGAAGAAGAAAGCUGA
This is a messenger RNA of Lycium barbarum (goji berry), 2175 nucleotides long. RefSeq lists its product as uncharacterized. Gene Ontology annotation, molecular function: protein dimerization activity. NCBI's taxonomy places the organism in Eukaryota, Viridiplantae, Streptophyta, Magnoliopsida, Solanales, Solanaceae. The transcript has 2 exons. The record is from RefSeq and is a predicted model, not a curated record. Bases 1 to 2175 code for a protein of 724 amino acids.